This is a messenger RNA of Aricia agestis (brown argus), 2511 nucleotides long. RefSeq names its product UBX domain-containing protein 4. The record is from RefSeq and is a predicted model, not a curated record. The transcript has 12 exons. Gene Ontology annotation, molecular function: protein binding. The coding region runs from base 164 to 1750 and encodes 528 amino acids. NCBI's taxonomy places the organism in Eukaryota, Metazoa, Arthropoda, Insecta, Lepidoptera, Lycaenidae.
UUAUUGUGUCAUGUCACGGUAUGUUGUGGUAAUUUUUUCACUUUUCAGUAAUUUUAUCCCACGAUCUACGAAAGUUUUGAAAAUUAACAAGGCGGAAAGUGUUGAAUAAAAAGAAAAUUUGACGAAUUUAGUGAAUUCAUCUUUAUUCUCUUAGCCGGUCAUCAUGCAUUGGUUUGGAGGAAGUAUAGCCGAAGCGGUUACACUUUCAAAACAGAAGAAUGCAAUUUUUGUUGUUUUCGUAGAAGGCGACAAUGAUUUGUCAAAGGAGUUAGCGGACACAAUUGACAAUGAGCUGGUGUUGUCUUGUCUGGACAACCCUGACAAGUUCCUGGCUAUUAAACUCAAGAGUGGGACAGACAACUACACCUAUUUUGCACAAAUAUAUCAAUUUGUGCCAGUCCCAUCUUUGUUUUUCAUUGGCCGUAACGGAACUCCUCUAGAGGUGGUCUGUGCAGGCAUUGAAGCACAGAAUUUAGCCUCUCGGAUUGAUCUCAUCAUACAAGAACAUUGUAAAGAAGGUACAAUACCAUCAGCAAAGCCAUCAACAUCUGCACAGAGUGUGAAGGAACAAACACAGAGCCUCCUGCAGUCAGAGGCCAAUGUAAAUGGACCAAAGCCAAGUAACUCUGCUGCACCAGUCAGUGAAAGCUUAAAGAAGCCAAGUACAGAAGACAAAGUUGGACCAGCAGCAAAAAUGCAAAAGACUGAUGAUAAACCACAGGAGUAUGAAGUUGUCUGUGAUGGUGAUGUGUGUGUUCGUAAACCCAAAGACGACCAGGCAGGGACCAGUCAGGACACCAAAACACAGCCUCCUCAAACGCAAGAACCAGCAACCGAGGAAUCUGCGGCCAGCAUAGAAGAAAAGGCGCAACGAGCUAAGGAGCUAAUAGAGAUAAAGAAGCGGGAAAAGGCGGAAAAGGAGAAGGAGCUGGAGAGGCAGAAGGAGCUGGAGCGGCGGUCGGUGGGUCAGGGCGUCGCCGAGCUCAAGCGCUGGCAGGCCGAGCAGGAGCUCAAACAGUUGCAGGAGGAGCGCAAGCGCGAGAAAAUGGAGAACGCCCUCGCCCGGCAGCGGAUACUCGACCAGAUAGCGCAGGACCGUGCCGAGCGACGCGCGCGCGAGGCACGCGACGCGCCGCAGACUCCGCCGCAGCCGCAGCACAGAGUAGACGCCGGUGGCGCUGUUGGCGCGGGGGCGGGGUCGGGGGCGGCGACGUCGCGGCUGCAGCUCAAGCUCCCGGACGGCGGGGCGCACUCUGUGCAGUUCCCCGCGACCGCCACGCUCGCAGACGUGCGCCGGUACAUCGCCGACAACCUGCAGCUGCCGUCGUCACAGUUCUCUCUGUGGACGGCGUUCCCGCGGCGCGAGCUGACGGAUGGCGACGCGACGCUGUCGGCGCUCGGCCUGGCGCCCUCCGCCGCGCUGCUGCUGCUGCCGCGCGCGCAGCCCCUAGCACGCCCCGCCCCCUCCCCCGCUGGCCUUAUAGCGUUCCUCACGCAACUGUUCACGACAAUGAUCCUGGACCCCACGUACCGGGUGUACAACUGGCUGCGUGACCAGCUGUUCCCGCGCGCGGGCGGGACAGGGAGCGGGGCAGCGGGCGAGAGGGGCGGGGCGGCGGGUGGUGCGGGUGAGAGGGGCGGGGCGGGCGCGGGGGGCGUGCGGCGGCGCGGCAACGUGCACCGGCUAGCGGGCGACCGCGAUGAUGACGAGAACAACACGUGGAACGGCAACUCCACGCAGCAGAUGUAGCGGCCGCGGGCGAGGGUGAGCUGUGUUCCUGAAAGCAAAGAGGCAGGAGGCGUAAAUUCCACGACUACACUUAAUUAUUCAAAAGUCAAAAUAUUAUUAUGUCGUUAGUAUUUAUCAUCACUAUAAUAACGAGGUGCAAGAAUCCUUCGUAUCGGUGUAUAUUUGUAAUAAAAAUAAUUAUGUAUGAUAACUAUUAAAUUAUAAAAGAGUUCAACUAUGAUGCCAAUGGUCUUCGGAAAUCGUUAUCAUCUAAAGGUGCUCCCUCACCGCGAGCAUUCAGUGUAAUGUAACAUUUUAGAUUCGAUUUUGAGCAUUACAUUACAAUACUACCUCCCCGACUGUCGAGCACUCGCGUAUAAUGUAACAUUAUGACUUUGAACAUUCCAUAGCAAGCUGACUUCACUGUCACGUAGCAUAGAUGUUACACGUUGUAUCAUUACAACGUGCGCAUUGUAAUGCUCGGUUCUUAUCCCUCACUGAUGUAACGCUCGACUCUGUAACGUUACAUUACAAGCGAAUGCUCCCGGUGAGGGAGCGCCUUAAGGUUGCCGAGAACCAUUGGGAAAAUGGCCGAACUUGAUCAUAUUCUGUGACAUAUCGGUGUGACAAUGUACACAUUAUAAUGUGUUUUUUAUUAACUGUGAUCAAAUUCCAAUAAGUCACGAUUUAAUUUUAAAUACCCGUGAAUGUUAUUUCGACUUCAGUUGUCUAGUAUUGUUACAAAUUGGUAUUAUUUAUUGUCAAUAAAUAUUUGAAAAUUA